AUCGUGACUACUCGUGCGCGCGCUUUAAUCUGACGGAAAGGAUCGCGAGUGCAGAUCUGUAUGCAUGGAUACGCCAAACGUCGCGCGAAUUCUUUAAGCAGUCCGUCAAAGACUGCCGGUCGGCUAAGACGCGAGGCAAGAAUUCCGAAAAAAAGGGGAGCCAGACGGUAUAGAUGGUAGUCGUGCCUUGUGCCGGAGUAAAAUCAUGGGUCACAUGAAGAUACGCAAUCAUGUCACCGACGCCAGCGGAACUCCCGGUAUAUUCAAGCUGUCCGUCCCGUCAUCAGCCGGCGGAAACGAGCCCGAGAGCAGAAUCUCAUUGUCGAUCAAGGCGAGGGAGGAAGAGGAGAAGAAGGCGAGGGCGCAAUGGGGAAACGGGCUGGAAUUUCUCAUGUCCUGCGUGGCAUUCUCAGUCGGCCUCGGGAACGUCUGGCGGUUCCCGUACACGGCCUAUGAGAAUGGCGGUGGUGCCUUCCUGAUUCCCUACAUAGUGGUGCUCUUCGUAAUCGGCAAACCUUUCUAUUACAUGGAGAUGAUACUCGGGCAGUUUACUAGCAGAUCAUGCGUACAGAUCUGGUCGGUGUCACCCCCGUUCCAAGGCAUCGGCUACGGCGUAGCGGUAUCGGUGUUCGCCGUGAUUACCUAUUAUUGCGCCCUUAUGGCACUAACGCUCUACUACAUGGUCGCCAGCUGUCAGUCGGUGCUCCCGUGGUCCUAUUGCUGGGAGGAAUGGGGCGAUGCGUGUUUUAACAGCACGUCGACUGGCGAGCAAGCGAAAAACGGAAGCAGAAGUUCCGCCGAUCUCUAUUUCAGAAAUUACGUUCUCAAUGAAACGGGAAUCAAGAACGGGCUUGGGCUGCCUUCGUGGAAGCUGAUCCUCGCGUUGCUGGCUAGCUGGAUAUUCGUCUACGUAGUGAUCUGCAAGGGCGUGAAGAGCACAGGUAAAGCGGCCUAUUUCCUGGCCCUCUUUCCAUACAUCGUCAUGAUCAGCCUUCUAGUAAGAGCGGUGACCUUGGACGGAGCGGUGGACGGCAUUAUCUUCCUCUUCAAACCCACAUGGCACAAGAUUCUGGAGCCGGGGGUCUGGUACGCCGCCGUCACGCAAUCGUUCUUCUCCCUCGGCGUAUGUUUCGGCGCGGUGACCAUGUAUUCCUCUUACAAUGGUUUCGAACAUAAUGUAUCAAGGGAUUGCACGAUCGUGACGACUCUGGAUCUCUGCACGAGUAUGAUGGCAGGCGCGACCAUCUUCGGAAUUCUAGGCAAUCUCGCCCACGAGAUCGGCAGCGAUGAUAUCGGCACCGUCGUACGCGCUGGGACAGGCCUGGCCUUCGUAUCUUAUCCGGAAGCCUUGGCAAAAUUCACGGUAGUACCGCAGCUCUUCGCCGUGCUCUUCUUCCUGAUGCUCUUCGUGCUGGGUAUAGGCACUACCGUUGCCUUCUGUAACGUGAUUAUCAGCAUCAUCAACGACCAAUUCCCGCGGCUCAAACAUUGGAAGAUCGCCGCUGGCCUCGCGAUUCUCGGUUUUUCGAUUGGCAUUGUUUAUUGCACGCCCGGCGGCCAGUACAUUCUCAACUUGGUAGAUUAUUUCGGCGGGACCUUCAUUAUCGUGUUUUUAGCUUCCUUUGAAAUGAUCGCUAUUUCCUGGGUAUAUGGCAUCGAUAAUUUUAUGGACGAUGUCGAGUUUAUGAUAGGACGACGGCCGUUCUUUUACUGGAGAUUCUGUUGGUGUUAUUUGACUCCCCUGUUUCUAUUCACUAUCUUGGUUUACUUCCUGAUCAAUAUGACACCGCUCACGUACAACGACGAAUAUUAUCCAACGUCCGCAUACGUUGCGGGUUGGACGCUUCUGGCUUUGGGAAUUCUUCCGUUUCCUUUAGGCAUAAUCAUUGUUGGAUUUCGGAAUAGAAACAAUGGAUGCUCGAAUAUAUUCAAGCCGAGCGCCGAUUGGGGUCCGAAGAAUUUAAAAAAAUACAAUGAAUGGAGGGACUUUAAGCACUCGAAGAAGAUAUCGAGAGCGUGCGCAAAGAAAUCGAAAGUUAUAGCAGCGCUGUUUGGCAAAGAUUGACAAUUAUUAUAUAUUAAACUAAUACGAAAAUUA
Messenger RNA from Wasmannia auropunctata (little fire ant), 2098 nucleotides. RefSeq names its product sodium-dependent nutrient amino acid transporter 1-like. The transcript is spliced from 10 exons. The record is from RefSeq and is a predicted model, not a curated record. Gene Ontology annotation, biological process: sodium ion transmembrane transport. Gene Ontology annotation, cellular component: membrane. Gene Ontology annotation, molecular function: L-amino acid transmembrane transporter activity. The coding region runs from base 206 to 2065 and encodes 619 amino acids. Lineage: Eukaryota; Metazoa; Arthropoda; Insecta; Hymenoptera; Formicidae.